Molecule: messenger RNA, 732 nt
Organism: Drosophila montana
Lineage: Eukaryota; Metazoa; Arthropoda; Insecta; Diptera; Drosophilidae
Exons: 3
Coding region: 1-732 (243 amino acids)
Source: RefSeq, a predicted model, not a curated record
AUGGCGCUUUGCUGGGCUUAUUUUGCUGUUGUUUUAGCUAACAAUCAAAACUUUAGCCAUGAGCUACAUGAUGAAAGUGAUCUGUUGGUGCGAAAGGCGCGCUGGUUGCCACUGAUCUGGCCACCUACCCAUGCCGCCAGAUUCAAAUUUCUGGCGGGCUUUGGUAUACCCGUGCAAGAUCUUAAAUAUGAGACCGUUACCACGGGCUAUGUGCUCAAGGCGAGCUAUUAUUUGCCCAACUCAGCCAAGCAAAUACGCACAAAGGACGUGCACGACAUAACCGAACGGAAGCUUAUGGACAAUGCAACCAUAUUUCAGCGGGCCAUGCAAAAGACCGACGAGGAAGUGGGUCUGACCACAAGAGUUAUCGAAGAGACAUCGCAGGCGCUCAGUGACUAUCGCUGGGCUGUUUACAAGAGUUUUGAGGCUAUGGCCAUACGCAUGCAACUGAAUGGACGGCAGUGUAUUUUGAAGAGCAUCUGCGAGAGUGCCGCUUCGCCGUUUGAUGAGCGCAACGGACUGCUGGGAGAGCUCCUGCACAUAUUGCUGACUCCUUCCAGCUCAAUAGAUGCCCUGUCAGAGCACACGGAUAACGAUUAUCUACACGCCGAACGUUUGGGGCAUGCGGGUGCCGAUUGUGAUAAGGUCUAUGCAAAAUGUGAGAAAUCACUUUUGGAGCACUUUUCAGAUGUGCAUCAUUUGGGCAGUGAAUUUCUCAAUAUAUUGGGCUAA